AGACACCUCCCGGCCAGGGUUAGCAGACGUGGUGUUCACGCGGUGCUCGCGCUGCUGGAGUGGGGGCCGGUGCUGCGCGUUGUUUGGAGUGGCGUUCUAACCUCAAGAUAGCCUAAACAAAUACGAAGAAAUCAGGUCGAAAUUUGCUUUAUGCAAUGGACAUUCGACUGAUAGCUCUUAUGACUAUAUGCGUAACUAUUGUGAGCGUCCAUGCAGUGCAGAUGCUUGUUCUCCUAGCUGUGAGGCAAAGAUUUGCCAGAAGACGAGCUCUUUUGUGCCGGGAAUUAGACUUCCAGCGUCGCCUGUUCUUGAGGCGCAGACGGAGACGUAUUGUUGCGUUGCUUGCUUCAAAACGCAGGAGGAAGCAGGGAGUGAAAAGGAGCACUUCUAGUCAUUGGUGGGAUAAAACAGUUCCCUUGUUCAGUGAUAAGGAGUGGCUAGAAAACUUUCGUGUUCGCAAAGGUACCUUCGAUUGGAUUUGUUCUCGGGUUCAUGACCUCCUUGCACCCCAGCCCAACCCUGUGAUUGCAGGGCAAGCGUUGUCUGUAGAGAAGAUUGUUGCAAUAGGUCUCUACAAACUGGCUCAUGUCGCUGAGUAUUUAGUCAUAGGGAAUUUAUUUGGCGUUUGUAAAUCAACAGUUCACAACUGCCUCUAUGCGUUCUGCUAUGCUGUCACAGAAGAGUUAGGUGACACAUUCAUUCGCUUCCCUGAUGCUGAGGAGGCUGCACAUAUUUCUAGGCGUUUUGAGGAGAUGUCUAAUAUUCCUCAGCUUAUAGGAGCAAUUGAUGGAUCCCACAUUCCCAUUACUCCCCCAAGAGAAGGGAAUUCUGACUUCAUAAAUAGGAAAACUUAUCAUUCACUAGUGCUCCAAGGUAUUGUAGACGAUCAGUAUUUGUUUAGGGACAUAUCUUGUAAGAUGCCAGGGGCCUGUCACGAUGCUGAUGUAUUACGAGACAGUACCUUCUACAAAAACCAUGACAAACUGAUGCCAAAAGGUACAAGAAAUGUUAACGGAAUGGACAUUCCGUACAUGAUAAUGGGAGAUCCUGCUUAUCCUCUAAUGCCAUGGCUUUUAAAAAAUUAUACGUAUGACAAAAACACGACCCCUGUAAUGGAUUCUUUCAAUGUGUACAUGAAUAAAGCCAGAGUUGUGGUGGAAAAUGCCUUCGGUCGCUUAAAGGCUAGGUGGAGAAUUUUGGGAAGGCGCAGCGAUAUUAAUUAUAAAUUUGUACCUAGGGUGGAGGCUGCUUGCUGCAUCUUGCACAACAUAUGUGAACUUAGCAAAGAAACCUUUCAUAACAGGUGGCUUGCUGCUCUUCGUGAAGAUGAGCGAGAAUUUCCACAGCCAGAUACAAUACCUCAUGACACAGAAAAUCAAUACGAUGCAGUUGAUAUUCGUGACCAUCUCAUGCUGUAUUUGUCUGAGAAAUGUGAGGUCCUUACCUCCAGCAGGGGAAGAUGUGUGCAACAGUCGUAGGGUUUCUCACCCAGUUUUCGAAUGAGGAAUGAGCCUUCAGAGUACUGUAAAACCCUGUAAAAGUACUGUAAUGAUAUAUUGAAAUACGUACUAUUCUUAAGGGACCAAUCAUGUACCUUCCAUCUGACUACAGCCCUGUACAUCCCUUGCCCAAAUAAAUCAAAUUUGAAUGCAGAUUGUAAAGCUGUCUUAUUUAUAUCAGUGUAACCCUGAAAUGUUUCAAAUCACACAGAAUAUAACUGUCAAUAACUGUUAAUUUACCUGGCAUAUAACUA
Molecule: messenger RNA, 1753 nt
Organism: Thrips palmi
Lineage: Eukaryota; Metazoa; Arthropoda; Insecta; Thysanoptera; Thripidae
Product: protein ANTAGONIST OF LIKE HETEROCHROMATIN PROTEIN 1
Exons: 3
Coding region: 156-1478 (440 amino acids)
Source: RefSeq, a predicted model, not a curated record